Molecule: messenger RNA, 549 nt
Organism: Drosophila mauritiana
Lineage: Eukaryota; Metazoa; Arthropoda; Insecta; Diptera; Drosophilidae
Gene: CheA56a
Exons: 2
Coding region: 10-549 (179 amino acids)
Source: RefSeq, a predicted model, not a curated record
UUAAGGAAUAUGACUCUUUGGUGGAUGAUAAAUGGUCUUUUGAUCCUGUGGACAGUAUCAGUGGGCUCAAAGAAAAGCAACUAUGAAGUCCGCUUUGAGUCGAUAGAAGCCGUCAACGGCAGUACCGAAACCCUUUUCCUAUACCAGCUACGAUUGCUCGGCAGAAACCGCAUGAUAAAUGGAAGUCUUAUUUUCUUAGAAGACUUGGACGAUACGUUCGACGUCCUUUUCGAAUCCCACGCAUUCAAGAAUGGUUGUUGGGUCAAGGGAAUCGUGAACAGUGCCACCAAGCCCUGCGAAUUUUUCACUCGCUACUACCUUUCCUAUUUCCGAAUAAUAUCGCCCGAAUCGAAUUUACCCACUACCGGUGCUGAAGUUUGUCCUUUUCGAAAGGGUACAUAUUAUGUGAAAAACGGCGUUGCUUCUACCGAAGAUUGGCCACCCAUUGUCUUCAAGGGUCUUAACAGAUACACCAUUUCGUAUCUAAAAAAUGGCGAAAGUACUGGGGGAGUUCAGUUUACAAUUAGUAUAACAGAAACUAUCACAUAG